AAGCUUUCAUGAAUCAUAUGCAACACAUAUAUGCAAUGAAAGUUUGAAAAGCACGUAGGCUAGAUCUAGAGACCUAAAGUUGAAAAUCUAGUCAGUCAACGAGAGUUAUUUCCAUUUUGGAAAGAUAAAGUCAGAUUAUAUAGAAUGGGAAUAUCUGAGGAAAUAUUUGGAAAAUCAAAACAAGGGGCUGAAGUUAAGAGAUAUACUUUAACAAAUAAAAAUGGUAUAACAGUUAAAAUAUUAGACUAUGGUGGAAUAAUAACAGAUAUACAUGUUCCUGAUAAAGAUGGAAAAAUGGGAGAUAUAGCUCUUGGUUUUGAUGACAUGCCAGGCUAUGAAGAAAGAAGUCCAUAUAUGGGAGCAAUUAUUGGUCGAGUUGCUAAUCGUAUAGCUGGAGGUCAGUUUGAGUUAGAUGGUCAGAAAUAUUCUCUAUUCAUUAACAAUGGACCUAAUUCUUUACACGGUGGAAAAAUUGGUUUUGACAAGGUUAUAUGGAAAAGUGCAGUAAAUGGAGACAAGCUAUCGUUGACGUAUGUCAGUGCUGAUGGUGAAGAGAAUUAUCCAGGGGAAGUAACUGUUCAUGUUGAUUAUCAGUUAGAUGAUGAGAAUCGACUGAACUUAAACUAUAGAGCUACUACAACAAAAUCAACACCUAUUAAUUUAACCAAUCAUUCUUACUUUAAUCUUGGUGGCCAUGCCAGUGGAAGUAUAGAUGAUCAUGUGGUGACAAUACAUGCUGAUAGUUAUCUCCCUUUAGAUGAUACCUCUAUACCAACAGGUGAAAUUAGGAAAGUUGAUGGUAGUCUAAUGGAUUUAAGAAGUGGUGUAAAGAUGGUUGAUAAAUUAUCAGUGGUAAAUGAGGGAAAAGGAUAUGAUAACAAUUUUAAUAUAAAUGAUACUGGCAGCUUACAGCUAGCAGCAAGGGUAGAUCAUCCUCCUACUGGAAGAUUUAUGGAAUGUUAUACAACCUGUCCUGGUCUACAGUUUUAUACAAGUUAUUAUUUUGAUGACAUCACAGGGAAAGCUGGAGCUGUUUAUCGAAGAUUUGAUGCUUUAGCCUUGGAAGCUCAAGGUUACCCUAACAGCAUUAAUCAGAAAAAUUUUCCAUCGAUUGUGCUGCAUCCAGAAGAGACCUACCAACAACAAACAGUUUAUAAAUUCGGAGUGAAAAAUUGAGGAUUUAAUAAUCCUUAUAUUUUUUAUAAUGUACUAAUAUUAUAAUCCUUUCUUAAAAGUGGCAAUAUUGUUAUUAAAAACUAUGUCUAGUCUUUGCAUUAAUUUAAAACAUGCCAUCCAUUGCCAUCUACAAUGUUUAAUUAAUCUAAUACUUCAAUUAACUGAUGAUCAAAAUAAUGGUGCACAUUAUGGAAAGAUAAACGUUGACUGUUAUUCAAGAAUAUUGCAAGCACCACAGCUGAAUUUCUAAAUUAAUAUGCAUAUAUUCAGCCAUAAUUAUGAAUAAAGAAAGGGUGAUUUAUAUAUAUCAAUAUAAAUUAUUCGGGCUUGCAUCAACUCAUUUAUACUUGAAAUUUUAAAACGAUAUUAAAAUGAAUAAAGGGUGAUUAUUAAUAUAAAUUUUUCUAGCUUGCAUCGACUCAUUUAUACUUGAAAUUUUCAAGCGAUAUUAAAUUGUUGAUUUCAUAUGUUAAUUUGCUUUAUAGGAUGACAACCUGUCUCUAUAGAUCAGUCCAGAGUUAAGAUAUAACAGCUUUUGUUUUCCACUGUUGAAAAAAUAAGCCAAAAAUGGAACUAAAAUUAGUAAAGAAGCACACUUCACCUAAUAUUUCAAAACCAAAAUUUAAUCAUACACAUGCUUUGUGAAAUUUGCUUACAAUAAUUUUAGAACUAACAUGACAACUUUGAUGUUUGAGGGUUUAUUAGGGGGCAGGUCUCUUGUCUCUGUUUUAUAUAUUGUAUAUUAUAAGAUUUUUCAUUUAUGAAAUAAAGAGAUUUAUUUUUAGCUAUUUUUUUUACAUAGGGUAUUUUUAAUGUAAAUCUAAAAGAAUUUGUAUGUGUUAAAUAUUUUUCCCAUUUUAAAUGGCAGCUUAAUAUUAUCGAAAUAUUGUCUAGAGUGAUCAUAUAUAUGUUUAUAUAGAAAUAUUGUUUAGGGGAACAUAUAUGUUUAUAUAGAAAUAUUGUUUAGGGGGAUCAUAUAUGUUUAUAUAGAAAUAUUGUUUAGGGGAACAUAUAUGUUUAUAUAGAAAUAUUGUUUAGGGGAACAUAUAUGUUUAUAUAGAAAUAUUGUUUAGGGGGAUCAUAUAUGUUUAUAUAGAAAUAUUGUUUAGGGGAACAUAUAUGUUUAUGAUAGAAAUAUGUUUUUGAGCAACAAAUGUGUUUAUAUAGAAGUAUUGUUUAGAGGGAUCAUGACUAUUAUUGUUUAUAUAGAAAUAUAUGUUUAAGAGGUUAUAAUAUACUGGUGUUUGUGAUUAAAUAAUAGCUUGUUUACAUAUAAAUUACUAAAAACUUUAA
Molecule: messenger RNA, 2469 nt
Organism: Patella vulgata (common limpet)
Lineage: Eukaryota; Metazoa; Mollusca; Gastropoda; Patellidae
Product: galactose mutarotase
Exons: 9
Coding region: 145-1176 (343 amino acids)
Biological process (GO): glucose metabolic process; beta-D-galactose catabolic process via UDP-galactose, Leloir pathway
Molecular function (GO): carbohydrate binding; aldose 1-epimerase activity
Source: RefSeq, a predicted model, not a curated record